This is a messenger RNA of Oreochromis aureus, 832 nucleotides long. RefSeq lists its product as uncharacterized. The transcript has 6 exons. The record is from RefSeq and is a predicted model, not a curated record. Bases 1 to 831 code for a protein of 276 amino acids. Lineage: Eukaryota; Metazoa; Chordata; Actinopteri; Cichliformes; Cichlidae.
AUGGCAAGGGAACAAUAUGAGAACAGCCUCAUGAAGGCUGAAGACGGCACAGUACUGGGAGAGCAUUUAGCCCUAAAAGCCUUCAUCAGGAAUUCAGUGGGAAAGGGGAAGACAACACUAAAGGCCAACUUCAAGCCAAUUGCGCAAGUCACCGUCAAGUGCAUUAUUUGCCAUGAAGAUGCUCUGUCCCCGCUGCUGUUCAGCAUUGGCCUGAACCCCCUCAACCAGGUCAUUAACAAGACUGGAGCGUCCUCCUGGAAACCGUCGCCUCGAUUCAUCGGCCCCUAUACAUUGGACAGCCCCACAGCUGUCAAGCUUCGUUUACCUCCAGCCUUACAGAUUCAUUCUGUUUUUCACGUCUCCCACGUGAAACCGGUACUGUCUAGCCUCCUGUGCCCACCUCCUGACCCCCCACCUCCCACCUGGCUCAUCGACGGACACCCAGCCUUCACCAUCUGGCGUAUCCUGGAUGUGCAGCGGGGUCUCACCGCGGGGCGGAUUCUGGUCGGCCGCCAGGAGGCGUCCCAUGAGGGGGGGGGUACUGUCAUGAUCUGGCACCCCCAUCCGGACGCUGGACCUCCCGACAGUCUCACAGUUUUACUCACUCCACGGGCCUCCCUGCCUCCCUGCCUCAACGUCCGGAAUUUUGGAUUACUUACCACUCACCCGGACCACUCUCCCCUCCACGCUACCGAUCCACCCACGGCAAUGACUCUGACCCUUUCCCAGGACCCAGCCAUCCAGUCUGACUCUCCCUUUGGCCCAAACCACAGAACUGCAGUUUCCACAGUUGAAAAAUUACUGAUUGUUUACAUAGCUCAGGUCACAUAAG